UAACGAUCAACUUCACUUUGGUGUGGAAGCAUGUAAAUGAUGUAUCAAUGAAGAAUACGGAUUAACAAGUGAUGAGAGUGAAUAAAACAUUACAGUGAAACGAUAGAUUAAGCAAGCGUAAGAAAUGACAAUAAUCUCGACUGAUAAUUUGUUGCAUGAGGCUGAUCGAAAGUGCCCACACUGAUUCUGCUGAUUAGGUUAGGUUAACGAACAUUCUACACGUGUUUUCGUAAAUAUUUCAAAUCAUGUCGUUCCAUUACGAAAGAAGGAAUACAAGAGACGGGAAGGAAAAUAUGGAGGACAUCACGUCAGACUUUGCAUGCUUUAAGAUAUCUGCUCUGAAGAAAGCAGCGUGUAUUCCGAUGGCAGAGAUAAAAAAUGUAACACUCGGACCUCAGUCUAUGGUGAAUAAAAGUGAUACUAAUGAUAAGCUGGAAAAUAGUCAGGAUGAGCAGAAUUCCUGUAAUAUCAAGAAUCUGCAGAAGAACAAUGCGAGUCCUAAAUAUCAUACAAUAUCAACUUCAAAUGGUAUAUCCUUCUCAGUCAAGAAGAUCAUUCAAGAAAGUGAGCUGCAAAGAAAAGAAGAAGUUAGAAAGAAGAUGGAGCACCGCAUCCAACGUAUGAAUGAAAACAGUCUUGCCAUCAAAGAAGAAAUGGAGAAGUUGCGUAUGUUGAUGGCACACGAACGCGAACGCAGAAACGCGGAGAACUCGGCGCAUAUCCUGGCUGAAGAAGAGCGUAUUGCCAAGGAGGAAGAGAUGAAAAGGCGACACGAACAGCAGUUACAUGCACAGCGCGUUCAGGAGCAAAAAGAGAGGUUGGAGCGUGAAAUGGAGGAAUACAGAAAACGGAUGAAAGAGAAAGAAGAAUUGAUGAAAGCUAUAGUGAUUCAGCGUGGUCACUUCACAGCUAAAUAUUGUGAUAUUGUAUCGUUAUCUAAGACUUGCAAGGAUAAGCAUGCUUUAAAUGUAUUCCUCGCAUCAAACGGAGCAAGGAUCAAAGAAUUCUGCCAACAAAUUGAGGCUAUAGACGAAAAAAUCAGAAACGGAGACGUCAUAGCUACAGAUGUGAAUUCUAUUGAAGUUUUGGUUCGUCACAUUGAAGACAUGCUAAGUUUAUUUCGAAUGGAGAUGGAAAGAGCAGACGCUCAAUACGAAGCGGAGUUGGCUCGAAAAUCGCAAAUUGAUAACGAGAUUCAAGCUCCGGUCGCGCAGACUGAAAGUACAACGGUCGACAGAGUGGCAUCUCUUCAGCAGCCUGCUGAAAGCUGCGAUACUGUGGAAAAAGAGAGCGUCAAUGCGACAACGAGUCAGGAAUUAACUGUAGCUGCCUCACCAAGCGUUACUAACGCGCCGAUUGAACCGUCCGAUCCUAAGCCGGAAGAAGCGUCUAAGGAUUCCGCAGAAGACAGUCCUUAUGAAUAUGUCGACUACGAGUCAUUGAGUAUUUAUGACAGAAGCCGGCAAUUUCUAGCCGCUUAUAAACAGAGUUAUGUAGAUUUCCUACAAUCGCCCGAUACAAAAAAAUUCCGCUUCGAGUGCCAGAAAGCGAUUAAUAUUCCGGUGAAUGCGAUUGCCGGCACUAGUGAGCAGCAUUUGAGAGAUAAAUACGAGAGGCUGCAGAGUCUUUUAAUUGGGAAAUCGGCCCCCAAUGUGACACAGCAUCCGCAAGGAAUGGCUUUCUGCAAGGAUUAUCUAGCGACAAAGAUAGUGAACCAAGGCGAAACGCUGGUAUCUAGCAAACCGGAAAUGGCCUUUCCUAUCGCGGCUAUAAUAGUCGCUCUCUGGAACGAGCAUAACGAUUUCGGUGAGCUGGUCCUGGCGCAUCUACAUGAAGCGUGCCCUUUCGUUGUACCAAUCUUCCCGUUGCGGCAAGAGGGCCAGUCAAAUGAGGACUAUUACAAGUCCCUUGGCUGCAAAUAUAUCGAGGACGGUACCUUCGAGAAGCAGGAUAAGUACUUGAAGCGAAUGUCGGGCUUGAUGAGACUUUACGUGUCGAUUACCGUCACUGGGCAGAGAAAAGGCGUCACCAAGACUCAUCCUCAUGGUCUCCAGUACGCCUGGCGAUGGUUAGCAGCUGUCUUGAAUAUCGAACCAAGGGCCGACACGUGCGAUCUGUGCGCUACUUUGAUACUGGACAUGCUUGAGGUAGCCGGGAACGUGCUGUGGAGUGCUUAUCCAAGUCAGUUUCGCAAGUUAUUGGUACUAUUAGCGGGACAAUAUUAUCCCCGUAUGCAGAACAUAAUGGGCACCGGUGGUGGACCUCUGAUGCGGUUAGAGGAGUUCCUAACCGAUGCUUUGACGAAGGGCACUAUUCGUCACGCCGACGGAAUGCUUCCACCUAGCUUCUGGUGAUCUCGUCUUGCGAAAUAUUACCUAGUAUAUGACGACUUAAACACAAGUUAUACAUUUCAACGUCUCUAGUAAGCCAUAUAGGAACGUUUCGAAUUACUUUGAAUGUUAUUCUAGCAAUGCUUGAAGAUGUCGAUUAUCAAUUAUGCUCUAGCAACAUGACAGAAUUGAGAAGAAUGAAGGAGAGAGAAUUGAUAUUUUGAAAUUUACCUUAGUGGAGUAUCAUUGUUAUUUAACGCUGUCUUUUUCGGCAAAUUGUACAAUUUACAAAGCGAUUUUGAUAAUAUAUAUUUUACGUAUUGCGAGGCGUGAAGAAACAGAGCGGGCAUGCUCAUCAGAGGAUAUGAAAUCGGGGAACGAGGGAUAGAUAGAUAGAUGGAAAGAGCGAAAAACGCUUUUCAAAUUAGAUUGUAUAUAUAUAUAUAUGUGUGUGUAUAAGUCGACGAUGAAUUUACAAAUCAUUAUUUAUAGGAAAAAAUAUCGAUACUUUAUAAUAAUCCAAGAUUUAUUCUAUGUCACAUUUUUCCGUAAAAGACAGUCUUUUGUUUAAAAGAUUGGAGACGUUGAUCAUGUCGAAUUGGAAUGCUGGUCGUUGGUUGGCGAGUUCUGCAAACGGACGAAAGUCCCACCGACCAUUGGUCCCAAUUACGGCCGAUGAAGACUUCGACCGGACGCAUCGCUCGCUCUAAGGAUCAUCAUCGAAUCCAUGACGAGUCAUCCGAUUUCUUCUGAGAACUUUGUCGGCUUUUUUUCAGUUUAUACAAGCCGUAUAGUCGAAGUUUCGUCUUCGAACAUCGGCAAACUUAAGAACGGUGUCGGAUUUUUAGUUUAGUAAUUUAAGUAAGGAGCGCCGAAUGCGAUAUGAAUUUAAGCGAACGGGCAUCGAUCUUGAGAGAGAGAGAGAGAGAGAGAGAGAGAGAGAGAAAGAA
Dinoponera quadriceps is the source of this 3280-nucleotide messenger RNA. RefSeq names its product nucleoporin GLE1 (gene Gle1). NCBI's taxonomy places the organism in Eukaryota, Metazoa, Arthropoda, Insecta, Hymenoptera, Formicidae. Gene Ontology annotation, molecular function: inositol hexakisphosphate binding; phospholipid binding; translation initiation factor binding. Gene Ontology annotation, biological process: regulation of translational termination; poly(A)+ mRNA export from nucleus; regulation of translational initiation. The transcript has 8 exons. Gene Ontology annotation, cellular component: nuclear pore cytoplasmic filaments; nuclear pore; cytoplasm. The coding region runs from base 246 to 2354 and encodes 702 amino acids. The record is from RefSeq and is a predicted model, not a curated record.